CAUCAAGAAAACAUCCAAAAACAAAAGAUCUAAUGCCAGAGGAUUUCUGGAUCAAUGCACGGAAGAAAGGGAUUGUAGUUUUUGCUCUACCAGGGGAGCCUGGUCUGGCUGAGUUAGUGGGGGAUUUCAAAAUCCAUUUCCAUGAUAGUCAAGGAGAUUUCUAUUGCUGGUUAAAUACAAUAACAGAUAACAGAAAAAUCUUAACCGCAGAUGACCUCGAUGGUUUUGACAAGAGAAAAUUACCUUCUCCAGGAUUUCAGGUUGAAGUUGUGAUGAUAGACUAUGAUGGUACAUUACCUACAAAAGCUAAAGCAGAUUCUUCCAGUAGAAAACCUGAGGGUAGCACAAGUGAUGCCUCUGCUUCAAGUCAUGGUGUUGCAGCUAAUCCCAAUCAAAAUAAAACUCCUCAGCGUGAAGAUGGUGAUGAUGUAUUUUCAGAUAGUGACAGAGAGGAGGCUGGGGAUACAAAGCGCACACAAGCUCAAGGUAAUUCUAGCACCGGACUUCCAGCACCUAAUCAUGUAUCUAACACCAGAAGUGAGGAUACCCCGAAGAGUAGUUCUUUGAAAAAACCAACUAGUGAUGGAGCUGAAAAAUCUCACCUGGUACAUCACUCCCGCAAACUGAGCUCAUCUGGGGCAGAGGAUAUUAGGGCAAUAGCUGCCGAUGCUUCAGUUUUCUCUUUCGGGGAUGAUGAUUUUGAUAGUGAAUGAAGCAGGUUUGCUGUUGCUUGAAACUGUAUAAGACACACCAAUGUAUAAAACAUUCCAUACGCAUGAUUUCAUUGAUUUUGGAAGGAUCGUAGGAAUCAGAUGUUGGUUGAUUGACUUCAUUGUUUUCACCAUAGGAAUCAAAUGUUAAGUUGGAAUGAUUGGUCA
Messenger RNA from Prunus avium (sweet cherry), 878 nucleotides. The record is from RefSeq and is a predicted model, not a curated record. NCBI's taxonomy places the organism in Eukaryota, Viridiplantae, Streptophyta, Magnoliopsida, Rosales, Rosaceae.